Fopius arisanus is the source of this 571-nucleotide messenger RNA. It is a transcript of the gene SmD2, whose product is annotated as small ribonucleoprotein particle protein SmD2. Gene Ontology annotation, cellular component: U1 snRNP; U2 snRNP; U4/U6 x U5 tri-snRNP complex. Lineage: Eukaryota; Metazoa; Arthropoda; Insecta; Hymenoptera; Braconidae. The transcript has 3 exons. Gene Ontology annotation, biological process: RNA splicing; spliceosomal snRNP assembly. Gene Ontology annotation, molecular function: RNA binding. Bases 135 to 497 code for a protein of 120 amino acids. The record is from RefSeq and is a predicted model, not a curated record.
AGUCAAUCCUCUUUGAGUCCUGUAAUCUCUGAUACAAUUGUUUUACGGCUUUACACCGCGUCUUUCUGCAGAUACCAAGAUAUUUACUUCUAUUUACCCUAGUGCUUGCAAUUGAAAUUCAAUAAAAUACAAAAAUGGCAUCCCUGGCAAAGCCAAAGUCUGAAAUGACGCCUGAAGAAUUGGCUAAACGAGAAGAGGAGGAAUUCAACACAGGUCCACUAUCAGUUCUCACUCAGUCAGUGAAAAAUAAUACACAGGUGUUGAUAAACUGUCGAAACAAUAAGAAACUCCUCGGACGUGUCAAGGCAUUUGACAGACAUUGCAAUAUGGUCUUAGAAAACGUCAAGGAGAUGUGGACCGAGCUCCCAAGAACAGGAAAGGGAAAGAAAAAGGCGAAACCAGUGAAUAAAGAUCGAUUUAUAUCCAAAAUGUUUCUCCGUGGUGAUUCCGUCAUAUUAGUCCUCAGGAAUCCACUGGCCACUGCCUCAGGAAAAUGAUGUGACACUUUCCAAAAAUUUCUCGAAUAUUGUACAACUAAAUUUAAUAAAAUUUCAUAAUUUAAGCCGAAAAA